Molecule: messenger RNA, 2290 nt
Organism: Paramecium octaurelia
Lineage: Eukaryota; Ciliophora; Oligohymenophorea; Peniculida; Parameciidae
Source: the annotation of a GenBank genome assembly
AUGAAAAGCAAAAUCAAAAAAUAACCUCUUUAAUAUGCCAUCAAAUUGACAAACUUAGAUUAACCCUUUGAUUGCAAAAAUCUCAAAGUUCUCAAUCUUCAGGGAAUAAAAUUAUCAUAAUUUGAUGUAAAAGUGGAAAAUCUAUCAACUCUUAUUUUAGAUUUUAACAACCUUAGACAUUUGAACAUUGUCUCACAAUUUCCUAAUCUAAUCACACUAUCAAUUGCUAAUAAUUUCAUUGAUGAAUUCCAUGUCCCUCCAAGUAUUGUACCUAAUAUUAUCAAGCUCUUAGGAUUUUAAAUAUAUCGAAUAAUCUCCUAAAGACUAUUCAUUUAAAAUAAUUGGAGCAACUAGAUGCUAGUUCCAAUCAAUUAUAAUUCCUUUAAUAAGAUACUUAAAACAAUCUCAUACAACUAAAGUUAGAUUGGCUGCAAAUAAUAAAUUAAAAUGAUUUCUGGGAGCAUUUAACAAUAAAGCAAUUUACUAAUUAAUCAUAAAUUACAUUUAGAUAGUUUUUGGACAAAGCCAUUGAAUAAUUGCUACAAUGUGGAUUCAAAAAAGAAGAUAAUUAUUACAAUUAAAGAAUUGUACACACAUGUAUUUUGAAAAAUGAUAAGUAUUAUUUUGAUUUAAUCCUACCCUAUUAUCAAGAAAAUCGUCAUAAAUUUGAUAAUUCUGAAACUCCUUUAUGUUUAGCAAUAAAAAAGCUCAAAAUGAAUUUUAUCGGAGAUCUUAUGAAUAGCACUCAUAUCAAAUAUGAAAUUGAUGCAUUUCAUGAAUCAAUAAAAUAAGGACAAAUUUCGUUAGUUAAGUAAUUUCUGGAGUUGGGGAUUGAUAGCAAUGGGUAUAAUAAAAAAGGGUUGACUCCCUUAACUAAUGCUGUAUUGAAUAUUACUUAAGUAAAUAUGGAAAUGAUAAUCCAUUUACUUCUUUAAAGUUAAGCUAACCCAAACAAAUUGAAUUAAAAUGGGUAAUCCUUAAUUCAAAUGUGUAUCAUUAAAUCAAAUUUGACUGCACUUAGAUUUAUUGCCAACUUGAAUAAAAUCAAGUAAACAAUCUUAAAAUUCAAAAUGAACAUCAAAAAUAUUAAUGGAGAUUAUCCUCUGCAUUUAGCUGUGAAUAGCAUUAGCAUCCUUAAUUUUUUAAUCAGAAACCAAAUUGGUAAUCCAUUAUAAAUUAAUUAUUACAAUCUAACAGCUAAAUAGAUGCCAUACUCUUAAUAUAGAACCCUAAUUUAUAAGUUAUUGCAAAAAGAAGAAAGAAUUCAGAUCUCAAAAUAAUUAACCAAAAAUACUCUGAGAUAUUAAAAUAUUAAUAAAGGUUAAGCCACAUAAAAAGAUUAUAACAGUGGCAGUUCUUGUCCUGAACUAUCUGAUGAUGAAAUGCCCAAUAAACCUAAAAUUAAUAAAAAGUAUAUUGCUGAACAUUUCGAUUUGAGUGAAGAUGUAAGAUAGCUAUCUGAAGAUGAUGAGUGCUAACAUAAUUAUAGUUCAGAAUCAGAAAUAGAAUAUCCAAAAGAUAAUUUAUAGUCUCUCAAAUUAGAACAAAUAAGUUAUUAAAAUAAUCAACUUUUUAAAAAAAAGUAGGAUGUACGACAAAAAAGUAUCUUAAUCAAUAAAUUCAGUAAGAAAAGACUAAAUACCAUUUAAUUUAAUUAUUACUCAAGGGAGGGAUAAAAUUUCAAGGAUAAAAUAAAAUCUUUAGUUGUUUUAAGAUAAGAACUUAAUCUUCUGGGAUAUAUGAGGCAAUACUCAGAUUUAAUUUGUUCUGACUUUACUUCAUAUAUCAAUAAACUAAAUCAAACUAUAUUCAAUAUAGAAUCGGACUUUCAAAACGAUUCUCUAAAAGAUUAUAUGAAUUUUUAAUAAGUUUAAUUUUUAUUAUGAGUUACUUUAGUGAUAUCAAUAUUAAUUAUUUAAUGUAGAGUAUUUAAGUCUCACUUGCUGAUAAAUAUCCUGAUAGAGUGUAUGAUUAUAGUACAUAAACAUUAGUCCAAUUUUGCUUGAAAUUACAGAUAAAUCUAAAAUUCGGUUUUCAGAUGGAUCAUAAUGCAAAAAAUAUUUGGUUAGCAAAUCAGAUCACUUUUAUCACUUUUUUUAAAUACUCAGAAACUCUUUAAAAUUGUCAAAAAAAGAAGCCAUAUAUUUGUUUGUCAAUAAUUCUGGAUUGAUUAAACCUGGUACUUAAAAUUUCUUAAUUAGAAAGUCAAGUUGGAGAAAUCUAUUCUAAACAUCGAAGUAGUGAUGGUUUUUUAAGAAUUAUUUUAAGCGAAUAUGCUACUUUUGGAUGA